This is a messenger RNA of Bombus pyrosoma, 2321 nucleotides long. RefSeq names its product dynein axonemal assembly factor 10 (gene Wdr92). Bases 154 to 1227 code for a protein of 357 amino acids. NCBI's taxonomy places the organism in Eukaryota, Metazoa, Arthropoda, Insecta, Hymenoptera, Apidae. Gene Ontology annotation, molecular function: ubiquitin binding. The transcript has 4 exons. The record is from RefSeq and is a predicted model, not a curated record.
CUGUAUUCACUACUAUUCCUAUUUCCUGCUCCCUAUUGAUCUCUGUUUAUGGAUACUUCAAAUACUUCAGAUACGUCAAAAUAAUUGCUGUCACAGUCUCACAAAUUUUAGCUAAGAACCAAGUAAUCUUGUUGUAUAGUCAACUUCGAAAGUAUGGAUAAAUUUGAGAAACCGCAGAUAAUUUGUCAUAUUGAGAAAUCGGUAAAUUAUUCCUUAUUCGACGUAAAAUGGAUUCCGUGCAGCGCAAAAUUUGUGGUUAUGGGCUCACGACCGCGUGGUAGCGGUAUUAUACAAAUCUAUGAAGUUUCUAGUGGCGAAUUAAAUCUUGUUAAAGAUAUCGAACGAUCUCAACCGAUAAAAUGCGGGACCUUUAAAGCGUCUAGUCUAAAAGACAGAUAUUUAGCAACUGGUGAUUUUCAGGGUAAAUUGAACAUCUACAACCUAGAAGACCCUUCGAUACCAAUUUAUACUACUGUUGCUCAUGAUGAGAUUAUAAACAGUAUCGAUGGUGUAGCUGGACAGAGCAUUGGAUGCGGCGCACCGGAAUUAGUAACUGGCUCUAGGGAUGGAAGCGUUAAAGUCUGGGAUCCUAGGUUGAAAGGUCGACCAGUUGCUGUAAUGGAACCUAAAGAGGGUGAAGAUCGUAGAGAUUGCUGGACAGUUGCAUUUGGAAAUUCAUACAAUUGUGAGGAAAGAGUUGUAGCUGCUGGUUAUGAUAAUGGAGAUGUAAAAAUGUUUGAUUUAAAAGCAAUGGCUGUUUUGUGGGAAAGUAAUCUUAAAAAUGGAGUUUGUAGCAUUGAAUUUGAUAGAAAGGAUAUUCCAAUGAAUAAAUUAGUAGCAACCACUUUGGAGUCAAAGUUUUAUUUGUUUGAUUUAAAAACUCAGCAUCCUAAAAAAGGAUUUACUUAUCUAACAGAGAAGGCACAUAAUGCAACAGUAUGGUUAGUCAGACACUUGCCCCAAAAUCGUGAAAUAUUUGUUACUUGUGGUGGAGGAGGAAGCCUUUGUUUAUGGAAAUAUAAUUAUCCAGAGAAACGAAAAAUAGUAGACGCAGAUGGCAUUGGCCGCGGAAUCGUCGGUAAUCUAACUCUUUUACAAAACACUAUUGUUUCAUCACAACCUGUUAGUUCCCUAGACUGGAGUCCAGACAAACAGGGUUUGGCUGUUUGCACUGCGUUUGAUCAAUGUUUGAGGGUAAUUAUCACCACGAAACUUAAUACUUUCUAAGAAAAAGUAUAAAUUCGUGUUCUAAUUAAUUAUAAAAAAAAAUAAGAUAUUUAUAUUAUGUUAUUUAAUAUUAUUCAGUGUGAAACGUUCACUAUUGCAAUAGAAACAAGAUAGAACUGUAAAUAAACAUCAAUUAUCUUAGUUUAUAUAAUUUGACGAAAUAAAAUGAAUAAAAUAAUAAUUAAUAUUUUACAAAAUUUUUCAUUAAAUUCAAAUUAAAUUGUCUGGAAUCCUUGGUUGUCUAAGAGUCUAAAUUACCGACUGCGAAGGAAAUUUUCAUCACGAUGGCGACACUUGUCGUUCGUUAAAUAUUGAUUUUUGUCUCCGUAUACAUGUGCACGCGUUGCGCAACUUCGCGGUACGGACGACCAGAUGAAAGCGAAUUAUAUGUCAUCGGGCCAAUCUAUUUAGAAUCAAACCCUUAUUAAGUGGCAGCCAUCUUAUAGUGCGAUAUGUUAUGCAACAUCAGACCGCCAUGUUGAGGCGCGAGACAUACCCACGCCAAGUGGCACUUAUGCUACAUUGUUCGAGCCAGUCUCGGCCAGCUCACAUUCAGCCAUACAAGGUCAGGAAUACCGCGAGUUUAAUUACAUAAAUUAGUUCUUGGCUAUUCCCCCUUCUGCAACGUGUCUCUGUGAUACAUUCUUUUCGUUUCUUGCUCUCGUGUUCACUGAAGCUGCGCGCGUUCCGAUUGGAUCACGCAUUUAGUCUUGGCUCCGUUGUUCUCCAAAAUGGCGUCGUCCUGUACGCGCAGCAUCACAGAAAACAAGAGAUAGAUUUUUCUCCUACAAAUCUCUUUUAUUUUUUUAAGAUUUGACGAAUUUAUCGAAAAUUUUAUGUUAUUAACUAAAUAUUGUCUUUUAACGGUUAUUUUUAUAAAAGACAGGAGUGAGCAAAAAUGUUUUACUUCAUUGAAUCAGUUGCUCGCAAUUAAAGGAAUGCGGAAUUACGGGUCUUUAUAGUCUUAUUACAAGAACUGCCUGUAAUUAAUUCAACUGGUAACAAGGAGCAAAGCAGUUUAUUUGAAUAUGUACCAACUUAACUGGUCAAUUGCAGCGUUGUAAAGCCAGUACAAAUUCGCCUGAAAAUUGUCA